AUGGCAGAAACGGUUCUCUCUUUUGUGCUGGAUCAACUCUCAACUUUUCUGCGCGAGGAGGGAGGACUAUUGGGAGGGCUUCGGCAAGAUGUCCAAUCCAUCCGGGAUGAGUUGGGGCACAUGAGAGCUUUCCUGAGAGAGGCAGAAGCAAAAGAAGAAGAUGCUCAACCCAGGCUCCAAGAAUGGAUCAAGCAAGUGCGAGAGGCUGCUUAUGACACUGAAGACAUUCUUGAUGAAUUUGUAGCUCGCUUUGCUCGGCAUCGCACAACAGGAUUCUACGGCUCUGUUCGGAGAAUUUUCAGCUCCAUCAAGAAUUUGAGAGCUCGUCAUCGUGUUGCUAGCGAAAUACAAAGCAUCAAGUCCAGAAUCAAAAGUAUUUCUGAAGGUCAUCAAAGAUAUCAAUCCGAAUAUGGUAUCUCUGCCCAAGCGUCCAACUCACUAUCUGCUGUGAACAACACAACAUGGCGAUAUAGCAGAGAUGAUGCGCUGCUUGUGGAAGAAGAUAAAUUAGUUGGCAUUGACCAGCCCAAGAAGCAUCUAAUUUCUCAGCUCGUCGAAGGGGAUGAUUACCAACUGAAAGUUGUUUCAGUCGUUGGUAUGGGAGGACUCGGCAAAACUACCCUAGUGAAAAAAGUCCACGAGGAUCUUGAAGUUAGAAGGCAUUUCCCAGUUCGUGCUUGGGUAACUGUCUCUCAAACAUGUGACUUUGAGUACCUCCUGAAAGACUUGAUUCGGCAGUUACACAAGGAAGGGAAGAAACCAGUCCCACAAUUGAUCGAGUCCAUGACUACCACCGAGCUGAAAGAAAUUAUCAAAGAUUUUCUUCAACAAGCCGGAAGGUAUGCAAUUGUUUUUGAUGAUGUAUGGGACGUUGAAUUUUGGAAUACCAUCAAAUUUGCACUGCCCGAGAGUAGCUGUGGCAACCGUGUCAUGCUAACAACUCGAAAAGCGGAUGUAGCCACUGCCUCUUGUACAGAAUCUCUAGGUUAUAUCCAUAGAAUGGGGCCGCUGUCCUUUGAAGAUUCAUGGACCCUAUUUUGUAACAAGAUCUUUAAGGGAAAUAGUUGCCCUGGCCAUUUGAUGGAUGUUGCCAAAGGUAUAUUGGAUAAAUGUGAGGGCUUGCCCCUUGCGAUUCUUGCAAUUAGUGGACUUUUGGCUUCGAAAGAUGUAAACAGAAUAGACGAAUGGGAGAUGGUUCAACGCAGUCUUGGAGGUGAAUUAGAAGGCACGGGUAAGCUGGACAGAGUUAAAAAGAUACUCUCUCUCAGUUAUAGCGACCUGCCUUGGCAUCUCAAGACAUGUCUGUUGUACACAAGCAUUUAUCCAGAGGAUUACAGAAUUGGAUGCCUAAGACUUGUUAAUUUGUGGAUUGCUGAAAGGUUUGUAGAAUAG
Coffea eugenioides is the source of this 1392-nucleotide messenger RNA. Its product is annotated as disease resistance protein RPM1-like. NCBI's taxonomy places the organism in Eukaryota, Viridiplantae, Streptophyta, Magnoliopsida, Gentianales, Rubiaceae. The coding region runs from base 1 to 1392 and encodes 463 amino acids. Gene Ontology annotation, molecular function: ADP binding. Gene Ontology annotation, biological process: defense response to other organism. The transcript has a single exon. The record is from RefSeq and is a predicted model, not a curated record.